UUUACUACCACAACCUCAAACUUACAUCCCAACUCCAUUUCUACUCUUUAUUGAUUAAAGUUGACAUGGCUGAAUCAUUUGUAUUUCAUAUUUCUAGUUCACUUCUAACAAAGCUUGGUUCAUAUGCGUAUGAAGAAGCUUCUCGAGCCUAUGGUGUGUAUAAAGAUCUCGAGAGGAUCAAAGACACUUUGUCAAUUGUCAGAGGUCUGUUGUUAGAUGCUGAAGAGAAGAAGAACCAACAACAUGCCCUGCAUGAAUGGCUGAGGCAGAUUCAUAACAUAUGCUCUGAUGCUGAAGAUGUAUUCGAUGGAUUUGAGUUGCAAGACAAGCGAAAGCAGGUUGUGAAAGCUUCUGGCAGCACAUGGAUGAAGGUAUGCCACUUCUUUUCUUCCUCUAAUCAACUUGCUUUCAAUAUUAAAAUGGCACAUCAAAUCAAAGAGAUUAGGGGUAGGUUGGAUAAAGUGGCAGCUGAUGGAACCGGGUUUGGACUUGUGAGAAUCAAUGUUGAACCCGGACUUCAUAUGCAAAGAAGAGAGUACACUUAUUCCCAUGUUGAAGCUUCAAAAGUAAUUGGGAGGGAGAAUGACAAGGAAGCAAUUAUCAAGCUUUUAAUGGAAUCCAAUCUUCAGGGUGAUGGUGGUAAAAGUCUUUGCGUUAUUCCCAUAGUGGGAAUUGGAGGAUUGGGGAAGACCACACUUGCAAAGUUGGUAUUCAAUGAUAAGAGGAUAGAUGAAGUUUUUCAAUUGAAGGUUUGGGUGUGUGUCUCCAAUGAUUUUGAUAUUAGGCACAUAAUUAUCAAAAUUAUCAACUCAACUGUUGCUCAUCAAGAAAACAUAAACCACUUUGAUAUUGAGCAGCUACAAAUUCGUUUAAGACAUAAACUUUCUGGUCAAAAGUUUAUCCUUGUGCUAGAUGAUAUAUGGAAUGAUGAUCGUGCAAAAUGGAUUGAAUUGUCAGAUUUGAUCAAUGUUGGUGCGGUAGAAAGUAAAAUCAUAGUGACGACACGUAGCAACUCAAUUGCUUCAAUGAUGGGCAUUGUUCCUUCAUAUGUUUUGGAAGGUCUUUCGCCGGAGAAUUGUUUGUCUUUGUUUGUGAAAUGGGCAUUCAAGAAUGGAGAAGAAGAAAAAUAUUCAAAUCUAGUUGAGAUCGGAAAAGAAAUUGUGAGAAAAUGUGCAGGAGUUCCGUUAGCCGUCAAAACAUUAGGAAGUUCCCUGUUCUCAAAAUAUGAUCUAAAUAAGUGGAUAUUCAUAAGAAACCAUGAGAUAUGGAAGUUAGAACAGAAGAAAGAUGAUAUUUUACCUGCAUUAAAAUUAAGUUAUGAUGAAAUGCCAUCCUAUUUGAAGCAAUGUUUUGCUUACUUUUCCUUGUAUCCCAAAGACAGUGUCUUUUCUAUCUCUGAAAUUGCUGAUAUUUGGAUAGCCCUUGGAUUAGUUCAAUCCAUGAAUGAAAGUGAAAAUCUACAGAAUAUUGCAAGAGACUAUAUAAAUGAGUUACUUUCAAGAUCAUUGCUUCAGGAUUUCUUUAUCACCGGGAACCGCGGCAGUUUCAAAGUGCAUGAUUUGAUCCAUGAUCUGGCAUUGUAUGUUGCAAAAGAGGAAUUUGUAAUAGUAUGCUCACAUACUCGAAAUGUAUCUGAACAGGCAAGGCAUUUAUCAAUCGUUGAAAAUGAUUCACUUGGCCAUGUUUUAUUCCCCAAGUCCAAAAUUGUAAGGACUAUUCUAUUUCCCAUUGAAGGAGUGGGCCUUGACAAUGAAACAUUGUUGAAUACAUGGCUAUCAAGAUAUAAAUACUUGCGAUAUUUAAAUUUAAGUUAUUCUUCAUUUGAGAUUCUGCCUAAUUCAAUUUCUAAAUUGGAGCACCUGCGUGUUCUCAUUCUCUACAAUAAUAGCAAAAUCAAAAGACUUCCUCAUUCUAUUUUCAAACUCCAUAAUUUGCAAGUCUUGCUGCUAAAUGGAUGCACAGAGCUUGAAACAUUGCCAAGAGGAUUAGGGAAGAUGAUCAGCCUUCAACAUUUGUAUAUAACCACCAAACAAUCAGUUCUGUCAUUGGCUGAAUUUGUUAACUUGAACCAUCUUCAGACUUUGGCUUUUCAAUUUUGUAAAAAUUUGAAGUUUAUAUACAAUGCGGAACAACAACUCACUUCCAUUAGAACAUUGUCUUUGCAAUCAUGUGGGAGCUUGGAAUCCUUACCUCUUCAUCUUUUUCCCAAUUUAGAGUCUCUAUUAAUUAUAGACUGCAACAUGUUAAAUAUGUCGUUGAACAACGAAAACCCAAUCCAAACAUUGAUGUUGAAACAUUUGCUUAUUAGGGAUUUUCCAGGGCUUUUGACAUUGCCUGAAUGGAUUGAAGGGGCUCUAGAAACUUUAGAGACCUUGCUAAUUUAUGAACUUCCUAAUCUUCAUACGCUUAAGUGUCUUACAACAAUGAUCCAUCUUAAAAGGCUUGAUAUUAUUCGUUGUCCUCAACUAUUGAGCCUUCCAAGUGACAUACAUUGCCUCACUGCGCUUGAGCAUUUGGUCAUAGAUGAAUGUCCUGUGUUGUGCCGAAAAUGUAAGCCGCAAUAUGGUGAGUAUUGGCCAAUGAUUGCGCACAUCAGAAUUGUUUUCAUUGGAGAACCAAUUGGACAAGAGGAGGAAUGAAGACAUCGACCUUGAAGGCGUUUCUUCCUCCAUUGUUGUAUCGAGCCACUUCGCCCACUCCCUCACUUUGCUCAUCGUGGGAUCAUGGGAAAGUGGGUGGUUACUUCCUGCUCUACAUGCGAUCAUUGGGAGAAGGAGUGGUGUUUCCUUGCUGGUUUGUGUGGUAAUGGGAUCAUGGGAUCAUGUUCCUUCGCUUGCCUUUUGAUCAAAGAAACUCCUUCUUCCCACCUUUUCUUGAUUUGAAUUGUUUGGACUUAAAUGUUGGGCUGUUCGUUAUUGGGCCUGAUAAAAUGAGCCUUGGAUCGUCGCCCAGUCCAACUACCAACGAUGAUGACGCCUUGUAUCACCUAGUUUCCAUUAGUUGUUGGUAGUAAUAUUUGUUAGCUUAUUGCUUCAUCUAACACUACAUCUUCUCAGUAACUUUAACCAUUUCUUUUAAAUGUUAUUUUUACUAAUAGAAUGAGUUCGCGGAAUUCUAAUAGUAACUUCAUGUAAAUUUUCAAACUGAUGUAGUUUCAUAAAAAGCAGAUAGGGAUAUGUUUGAUAUAUCAAUAAAAGUGAAGUUUUUUUGAAAGUGAUGUUUGCUUUAUAUACUGGACUAGGUAUGAUGAAGCUGUGGAAAUGGGAAAAGCAAAUUUGAAGGGACAUAUGCAGUAUAAGAUUCAUGGGUUGAGCAGGUGCAAGAUCCAAUUGAUUCUCAAAAUGUUUCUAUCAGCAUGUUUGAUGUAGCCAAAUAAUUGAUUUUUUUUUCAUCUGUCCUAUAUUUCCAGUAUUGAAAGAUAUCUGUAUGAAAACUUAACAUUUGUUGAAUUUGAGUGUGAUUUAAUGGGACAUGGAUUUUAUUAGCUUCAAUCAGUGAUAGACAAACAUUGCUUAAGUUGAUGUCAACUAUAUCCAAGUUUAUAAAUCUCUAAAAAUAAAUAUAAGUUAAUGUCAACUA
Messenger RNA from Trifolium pratense (red clover), 3579 nucleotides. RefSeq names its product putative disease resistance protein RGA4. The record is from RefSeq and is a predicted model, not a curated record. Gene Ontology annotation, molecular function: ADP binding. The coding region runs from base 66 to 2639 and encodes 857 amino acids. The transcript is spliced from 2 exons. Gene Ontology annotation, biological process: defense response to other organism. Lineage: Eukaryota; Viridiplantae; Streptophyta; Magnoliopsida; Fabales; Fabaceae.